Molecule: messenger RNA, 7468 nt
Organism: Hemibagrus wyckioides
Lineage: Eukaryota; Metazoa; Chordata; Actinopteri; Siluriformes; Bagridae
Gene: usp31
Product: ubiquitin specific peptidase 31
Exons: 16
Coding region: 1358-5203 (1281 amino acids)
Biological process (GO): protein deubiquitination
Molecular function (GO): cysteine-type deubiquitinase activity
Source: RefSeq, a predicted model, not a curated record
GAAACACGGGCUCUACCUGCUGAGAUUCGCCGGGCCGGGCCGGGUCGUGACGUCAUCAACCCCAACGCCCCAAUGCAGUGUCAGUGAUUUUACAGAGGAGAGCUACUACAGAGCGAGCGGCGCGCGAGCUCGACCUGCUUCAUGGACUAAAAAACAACAACAACUAAAACAACAACAACAACACGUGUCUUUUGCGUGCUGGAGCGGUGUUGGGGAUGUGGCGGACUUCGCUGUCGGGGAAAAUCGCAGUCGCAGGUCUGCCCUGACUGCACGGAGCCGUCGGCUAGCGCUUAGCAUUAGCGUUAGCACCAGCAUUAGCGUUAGCAUUCUACUGACGAUGCAUUGCUCUGGCGCUGAAUAAGUAAUAACACUUUCUCUCACUCUCUUGCUCUCUAACACACACCAACACACACACUGUACCGCUGCUGUUGUGAUUUAACUCAUAUAUUCCUCGCCAGUGUUAGCAUAGUUGCCCGGGUGCGGUUGCACUGCUGCAUUGAUGCUAGGUAGCUAACGCUAAAGUGAGGGAUAAAGUGGUGUUUUCUUCCUGUGCAUUAGGAUGGAAAGUGAGGUAUAGAGGACAGGACAGGCUUGUCUCGGCUGCUGCAGUGCUGAAUCCACCUGCCUGAUUAACUCACACUCAUCUCCUUCACCUCGCUGUGAGUCCAGGGCUCUGAGUGGUCAGGAUUUGAGUUAUGGCAUGAUGCUAGAGCCCUGGACCGUGUUUACAUCUCUGCUCAGUGCAGUUUGGAGAGCAGAAUCUGACAGCUGGGAGCUGAAUCAGGAUAUUCCUGGCUGAUACACAGAGAGAGAGAGAGACAUCAACACAUCCUGCUACAAUGGCUGUUUUCACACACACGACUACUGUGCUGUUGAUAUCGUGUAUUAGAUUUAGACAAGGUGAUGAAUUCCUCAGCUAUUUUGCACCCAAAUAGCUUUAAAGGUACAGUCGUGCUUUUUUUUCUUCUUUUUUUCAUUACUAAUUUGUAUAAUUAACCUGGAAGACAUGUAGGACAUGAUUUAAAAAGAAAGUAUGUCGUGGCCUUAAAAGCAAAGGUGUAUAAAGGUGCUGAGAGACUGUCAAUCAUUUUAUAGACCAAUAAAGGCCAAUGUAGAUCUUGGGGAACUUCGGGAACAUGAGCGGGAAUCAUUCGAAUGUCGAACCCACCUAACUCACCUUAGAGAGCUACCUGUUAUUGAAAGAAAAAAAGACUUUCCUAAUGCACCUUUAUUCAAUGUCGUAACCAGGGUGAAGUGAUUGAUCAGCUGAGCUGCAAAGCAUGGCAGCUUGCAGACAGCACUGAAAAGUUUUUUGUUUUUUUUUCUGUAAUUGAUAAAUAAUUGUGAAAUUGCUGCCAUGUCGAGCAAAGCCUCAGGCAAAGAGAAGAAGUCCGGCCUGGGGAAGAAGCUCUUCCGGCGCGGCUCGGUGCGAUCCGUGGGCAGUUUUAUGAGCAGAGUGCUCAAGACCCUGUCCACUCUGUCACAUUUCGGAUCCGAGCUUCAGCCACCCGAAGGAGAGAAGGACGACGGAGGAUUCGCUGCGUUCAAAAACGAAGGCAAGGGAUCGGUGGCCUCGGACGACAGCGACUGCGGCGGAUUCCUCAGCCGGGACAAAGUGCCCGGAGUGUCUGGUCUGAAGAAUCACGGCAACACGUGCUUCAUGAACGCCAUCCUGCAGUGUCUGAGCAACACGGAGCUCUUCGCUGAGUAUUUAGCGCUUGAACAGUUUCGCGGGCAAGCAGAGGAGGAGGAUAAGCCCAAGGCCAAUGGAGUCCAUCCUCCCAGGAAAGAGAAAGGAGAAGUGACCGAGCAGCUGGCAGGUCUGGUCCGAGCUCUGUGGACCUUCGAAUACACUCCUCAGCAGAGCCGAGAGUUCAAGAACACUGUGGCGAAGCGAGCCAUGCAGUACAGAGGAAACGCUCAGCAUGAUGCUCAGGAGUUCCUGCUCUGGCUCCUGGACCGUGUGCACGAAGACCUGAACAACAUGGGCCAUAACAGACCUUCUAUAAAGCCGCCCAUAGAGGAAGAUGAUGGAGCGCUGGAGGGACCUUCACCCCCACUGUCGGCUGGCUCUUUUGUCCAGGAGCUGUUUCAGGCUCAGUACAGAUCCUCACUCACAUGUCCACACUGCCAGAAGCAGAGCAACACUUUCGAUCCUUUUCUUUGCAUCUCGCUUCCCAUCCCAUUACCUCACACUCGGCCUCUGUACGUGACGGUGGUUUAUCAGGGUAAGUACUCUCACUGCAUGAGGAUCGGCGUGGCCGUGCCCCUCAACAGCACCGUCUCCAGGCUCAGAGAAGCUGUUUCACGUGAGACCAAGAUUCCUCCAGACCAGUUUGUCCUGACUGAAAUGUAUUACGACGGUUUCCACCGCUCCUUCUGCGACGACGACGACGAUCUGGACAUCAUUCAAGAAAGCGACUCCAUCUUCGCCUUCGAAACGCCCGAGACGUUUAAACUGGAAAGCCUUCGCUCUAAACGAGGGAGCCUCCUCGCAAACCUCAAUCAGAACAAUCUGAAGUAUGGCAGCGACGGCUCUCGCACCCCGUCCUUCAUGCAGGGGGCCGUGAAUCCGGCAUCACCCAACAAAAACAGUGCUGACAAGAUGAUCCUGCUGAUCUGCAACAGAGCCUGCAUUGGCCACCAAGGACGGAGGUUCGGCCUUCCUUUUGUACUGUACAUGGAGCGCACUGUAACCUGGGAUGUUCUUCAGAAGGCCAUUCUCGAGAAGAUGCAUCAUCUGCUAAGACAAGGAGUUUACAUCCAGGUGGGGCCCUUCAGCCUGCGAGUGGUCGGUGUGGUGGGGAUCACAUACUUGUUACCGCAGGAGGAAUUUCCUUUGUGUCACCCCACCGUGGAGAGGGCGUACAAGUCCUGUGGUGCAGGAGGCCCUCCUCAUGUCAAGAUCGUAGUGGAGUGGGACAAAGAGACCAAGGAUUAUUUGUUUGGCCACAUAGAGGAGGAGUACAUCCCUGAUGCUGAGAGCGUGUACCAGCACCGUGAGCAGCACCACCAGCCCCAGGCGUGUACCCUCGCUCAGUGCUUCCAGCUCUACACCAAAGAGGAGCAGCUGGCACCAGAUGAUGCUUGGCGCUGUCCACACUGCAAGCAGCUACAGCAAGGCCGCAUCAAGCUCAGCCUCUGGACCCUGCCUGAUGUUCUCAUCCUGCACCUCAAGAGGUUCAGACAGGAGGGAGACAGGCGGGUGAAAAUGCAGAACAUGGUGCGCUUCCCGCUGGUUGGCAUGGACAUGGCCCCACACAUGGUGAAGAGGAGCCAGAGCAGUUGGAGCCUCCCCUCUCAUUGGUCGCCCUGGAGACGACCUUAUGGCCUAGGCCGUAACCCCGACGACUACCUGUAUGACCUGUACGCCGUAUGUAACCACCAUGGAAACAUGCACGGAGGACACUACACAGCAUUUUGUAAAAACUCUGUUGAUGGCCAGUGGUACUGUUUUGAUGACAGCGAAGUCCAGACCAUGGCUGAAGAAGAAGUGUGCCAGCAGACAGCCUACAUACUGUUUUACCAGAGGAGAGCAACUAUUCCUUCCUGGUCCGCUAACAGCUCUGUGGCUGGCUCCACCAGUUCCUCUCUGUGUGAGCACUGGAUUAACCGGCUUCCUGGCAGCAAGCCUCCUAGCCUGGCCUCAGGUGCCUCCUCACGGCGGACAUCCCUCGCUUCUCUGGCCGAAUCCAUGGAGUUCCCUGGAGAUCGCAGCGAAGAUGACGGAGGAUUCUCCACCCGACCCUUUGUGAGAAGCAUUCAACGUCAGAGCUUGUCUUCCAGAUCCUCCAUAGCUAGCCCGCUGACUCUAAGCGAGAAUGGGAUAAAGCCCUCCUGGUCCCUGUCUGCCAAGCUCCAGAUGAGGUCCAACUCGCCCUCGCGUUUCUCUUUAGACUCGCGUUCCUCGCCGCCGCUGGAGAGGAUCGGAGAGGCCUGCGAUGACAAGGUGUCCAUAUCAUGCUUCGGCAGCUACAGCAGGCACGAGCGCCAAUCCGGCAGCAAAGCCCCGCUUGCCAUGAUGGAAGGAAAUAGCAGCGAUGAUGGCAGUGGUAAAAGGAACACGGAUGAGGUCUACACCAGGGCUCCCUCACUGGCUGACAAGAAGAGCUCUAAAGGUGAACCGCUAGACAACAACAACCAGAUCACUGCUGUGGACCAGAACUUGCAUGGGACUCCUACCAAGGAGCCGAAGCACAAGAGCUCAGGAGGCUCUGUGUCAAAGGCGGAGGUGUCCAGUGCCAAAAAAUCCUCAACCAAGACAAAGGGGGAUCAAGAGAAGCCAUCUAAGAAACGCCAGAGCACUUCAUCUGCCCAAAAGUCUCCUUCUUCCCAAGUGUCUUCCAGCUCUCAAGGGAAAGGUGCCAAAGUGACCAAUCUGAAAGAGAAGAGCGAUUCUCCCAAGGCCAGAAGCGUCUCUUCUGGAACCCCAACAAAGAAGAAAGAGUCUUCCCAAUCCCAGGAGGCAGCACCAACAUCUGGAGCCACAAAAACAAAGCAGCGUCUGACCCCCACCCCUCAGUCCUCCGCUUCCCCCUCGCCCACUGCCAAGAAGAGCUCUUCAGCGGUGGAGAGGAGCUCCAGCUUGUCUUCGAGCAGAAAGAAACUGGCAGAGAGGACAUCAAGCCGGGAAUCGUCUCAUGCCAGCCCCCUGGCGGAUAGACCCCGAGUGCCACUGAAGGGUGCAGAAGGAGGCCGGCCUGACCGGAGGCCGGUUAGGAGCUCGAGCAGCAGUUCGUCUCUCACCAGUCUGCGAUCACCCAGCAUCUCGUCCAAAGAGCUGCGACGGGCCAGCAAGUCCGAGGACAAGGGGCUGUCUUUCUUCAAGAGCGCUCUGAGGCAAAAGGAGACGCGCCGCUCGGCUGACCUGGGCAAGAGCGCCAUUCUCACGAAGAAGACGGGUGAGAGGACAGCUCAGUCCAGCAGCCAAACCAAGCUCAGCACGGAGGAUGGUGAGGGCGAGGGAAAUUCAUCUCCCGCCUCAAUCUCCAGUAAGGCUGCCAGUGAAGACAAGGAGACGCCCAAACCCUCAACCCCUCUUAAGCGUUCACUGUUACCUGUAGGCAAGUCCAAGUCUUCCAGUUCUGACCCCAUUCUCCAGUCCCCUGUCAACGGGAAGAGGCCUCUUGAAAAGACGGCCUCAUCCCGAAAGCUUUCCUGCAGCAUGCAAUCCGGGCAACAAAGACGCCUCAAUAAUAUGUAAAAGAUAGUAGUUUUGUUAUUUUCUGCAAUGCAGCUAUUUUUGAUGUGCCUAAGAUAUGUAUCCACACUCACACACAUACUUGUGUGCUAGUGUGAGGGAAAGAAAUAUAUAUAGAUAUAUAUAUAGAUAUACAGCAUAUAUCUUUUACUUUUCUCAAAGAAAAUGUGUACAUUAUCAGAAGCGCCUUUCUACCCUGCCAUGGAGCCGAUUCAAUGGUAAGGUGCGGUGUACGAAUUUACUACUGUAUAAACUCUGAAUAGGAUUGUUCUGACUUAGCACUUUGUAUAUAUUAUUUUCUGUCUUAAACUAGGUGUACUCGAGAGACCGUGUAACACGUUUUUUUUAAGAUGUUAGUCUUCGGUUUUCUUUUGAGAACCCAGUUGGGUCUUCGCGUUCCUCGCCGUACUCGCAACAAAUUGCUUCACUUCUACACUUGGUGCUAUUUAAAGGGCGACGUCUCGGUGGCGAAACGCGGAAUUGCUGUCAAACCCGACUCUGGUGCGAAUGUACGCAGAAUUGUGCAGGAGGCCAGAAGUAGAACUCGUCAUAGGCAACCAUGAGAAACACUAACUGUAGUACCCCAUACCAUGGAAUAAUAAAGAAGUGUUCCAGUAGCGUCGCUGCCCUUAGAACCUCGGUGCACGGUAGCAGCGUUGCCAACUGUAGACCGACAGCAAACCUGUAGGACUGAGCAACGGUAAUUAGACAAUCUUCAUUUUUAUUUGUUUUUGUGUUUGUUUUUCUGUGUUUACAUUUGAGAUGCUGUGUGCUUUGCUCUGUCCAUCUCCAAACAGAGAGAUGAAGGCAAUGUAGCUCUGCAUGAAGGCCUGUUUUUUUUUGGUUUUUUUUAAUGAUUUGUUUAUUUUUGUAAGAACCACAGUCAUUCUAGAGCCAUUUCCCUCUUUUUUUAUUUAUUUAUUUUUAUAAUUUUUUUUUUUAUUUAUUUAUUGUUUUUGCUAAAUCAAACGCCAACAGCAUUCAUUAGUUUAGCUUAGUGAGCUUUGAACCAGGGUCCAACCCCUUUGUGUCCAUUACCGUGUGGAAUACCAGUGCAAUAGUUUGCAGAAAUAAAAAAGAAAAUCAAUAUAUAUAUAUAUAUAUAUUUACUCCUGUAUUUAAGAACUAUAACAUUGAACUUAAUGUCUUUUCUCUAGAACGAUUUUAACGAUAAAUAUUUUAUGUAUGCAACAGAGAUGAAGCCGAGAAGAAGAAGAGUUCAUUAGUUUAAUAAGAGCGAUAUUAAAAUGCUGGAAUGCUGUGCCGUGUCACUACAUGGGAUUCAUUAUAGAUUUUUUCCCCAUUUAGACUUCCUUUGAGCGCAAGAGCGAUUAAAUCAACCCGCCCGUCCCCUGGGCUUUAAUUUAGAUCACGUAUACAAAUGCAGGACUCGUACACUUGCUGCUCGUGUGUGCAGGUUUUAUUUCGGUGAUAAAUAAAAGAAAGUUCAUGGUAAGACGCUACGGAGUUCUGACGGUUCUGGGAAUCGACGGCUCGGUCACGUCUGAGCAGACACGAGCACACAGCCUUAGUUAAGCAGCGCACACACUGGCGUCUCACAAACCAUCUUUCCAGCGCUUUUUCCGAGUCUAUUUUCAUCCCACGCUUUUAUUCACCUUAAAUAGAAUUUAAUUAGGAGUGCAACACUUUUCCUCAUCAGACACUUUAACCAACGUGGAUUAGGACCAAAAUGAGCCGACGUUACCUGCUAGUGUCAUUUCUAAACACUAAUCUGUUCUGCUUUUAUUAGAGCGUUACACCUGAAGGCUAGUUUCAAGCUGUUUUGUUGUUGGGGGGUGGAAAAGAAAAAAAAAAAUCCAUGCUUCAGACUAUUUAGACGCUUUUGGUCAGAUAUAAAUAGCGCAGAUAUAUUGGUGCAGAUUUUCCUUUACAGUUUAGUGAUGUUUCUACUUGCAGUUCUUUUCAUGCUGGUUAUAGGAUUUUAUUUCCAUUAGUUCAGCCACUGUGGAGAAAAAAAAAAAUAUAUAUAUAUAAAAACGACAUCAAUACAUAUAAUAGCGAAUAUGACGAAUAUGGCAUCGUGAUAAACUGACAUGGUUCUAUUGGUGCAUUUCUUUAGUCAGUAAUCUGAGCUUAGGUGUAGCUUUAUUUCUGCAGCAGCACCCUGUCCGUGUCCGAUCUGUGCACUGAUGAUACCAUUUGAAGAAUUCCAGCAAGCAGUAUUUGCAUGAUGAUGAUGACACUGAUGCAUGCACAUAACUAUGCAAAUGAAUGUUGCUUAAAAAAAAAAACAACUAACAAACAAAA